Molecule: messenger RNA, 3396 nt
Organism: Iphiclides podalirius (scarce swallowtail)
Lineage: Eukaryota; Metazoa; Arthropoda; Insecta; Lepidoptera; Papilionidae
Source: the annotation of a GenBank genome assembly
AUGUGGGUUAUUACGCGCGUUAGCGGAAUCCCGUCGCCUAUUUCUAUUUCGACGCAUUUGGGGCGGUGCGCGGAGGCAGCGGCGUUUGGGACGCUUCCUGCGCGCGUGCUGAGAAAGCUCUUCCCCGUGGAUGAGGCGCACGUGUGCGUUCGCCCGCGCCUGCUUCCACCUGCGCACCACUCGCCCCGCAAGACACAGGGCACCAGCGCGCAGAGCCCGCGGCGCCUUCGACGGGAUGUGUCGUGUUUAGGGUACCGAGUAACCGAAACCCGCGCCAGCAGCUACCAUGGGACCGCAGUUCGACUAUUGUCUUCGAGCCACAAUAUUUAUAUCUUGUCAUUUGUUGCAGACAACCCUUCGUAUUUCGCGUUUCCGGACGAUGAUAUCGCAGACAGCGCCGGUGCGAGCACUUCCAGCGCUAGCCCUGAGCAAUGCUCGCGCUCAGCCCCGACACGCGUCUGGUCAGACAGCAUAAGACCCUUAAGCUCGCGACGCAGGGAGCCCGAGAGUCCCAGGCGUAAGGAGUUCAGGGCACUGCUGAGGUCGCUGUCGGCCAAAGAACCCGAGCAGGCAGAGGCGUUCUUGAAGGGUCAGCCCAGACCUGGGGACUGCGCGCCCAGUGAUAUGAAACACACCUUUACUUCGCCUAGACUGAAGAAAGGGAAAAUAAGUACAACAGUGGUGACAUCUGAAGGUGUUAAGGAGCGUGAAGAGGUGUUCUACACUAUUCCGCUGCAAGGGCGGAGGCGUCACUCGGUGGGGGGAUACCUGGCCACUGGUGGCGUCCGUGAAGGUGGGGGCGAAGUCACAGCUGUGCCCAGUGAGGUUCCCAAGAUGCCACCACCUCGCUUCAACCAGCUCGACGAAGACGUCGUUAAGAGAAGGCGGCCAAAGAAUUUCGCUUUCAAAGAGAUGGAAGAUAUUGCGAUAUUAUGGAGUUCGGGUUCACCGGAAAGCGGUCUUUGGUCAGACUAUUUGGUCGCGAGCUUCGACAAAAUCAUGUCACAGAGGGCCAGACAUCACUAUAGGGUGACACCGAUAACGGCCGAAGAGCUUUUGUCUUCUGAAUCGCAAGAAAAGCUAGAAAAGCUCUCAAAAGCUCAGCUCCAGAUUGUGAUCCUUUGCCCUAACCUGGACUCAAAGCUUUCGGAAUUGAAGCGCGAAUUGAACACAGAAAGUUUAUUUAAAGUUGAAAAAGUUCUAGUAAUGUUGUUGGGUGUCGAAAAAAAUCACGUAGUGUCGAAUAACUGUGAAGAUUUUCCAACGAUCGACCAGUGGCAAAUGAUGUCAGUGCGAGAAAAGGAUACUUCGUUUGUGGACACUUUUUUGACUGCUGCUGUCGGCAUUUUGAGGACCAAAGAUUGCAAGGACACGGCAGCCGAUCGAACUAGCUUCUCGAUAGUGCCAAAGAAAGUUAAAAUCGGACAGAGCCGCGUCAUCGCUUUGCUCAACGAUCCCAUUAGGGAAGAAGACAGCAUAAAAAUAAUGGUGGAUAAGAAAGGCGAGGUUAUCCACAUACCGAUGUUCAAGAAGAGAAAUCCAUACACACUCCAAUUCGACAUACCAGAGUCUUGUCUCGAAGUGUCGAUGCUGGUUUGGGUGCGCGUGAGCAAAAAUGGUCAAUCGCUGGGCAGGAGGCAGAUCAAAUGCGAGAGCCGUUUGAGGGAGCUGGAUCAACUGUUGCGUGCCUCUGACCAUCCACUUGAGUUCAUGUGUCAGACACUUGGUUUUAAAACCACAAACAAGGAGCAGUUGGACAGUUGGAUGCUCAAUGCAUUCCAGAAGAACAUCCCACCGCAUUUCAAUCUCCUCUCCUCUUCUGAGCAAUUCAACCCUAAAGCUGACGUGUGCAGCAACGAGGAGUACCCGACCCUGCUGCACUGGGCGGCGCGGUUCGGUCUGGAGCGCGUGUGCUGGCAGCUGCUCGAGUGCCCGGGCGGCGGGGCGGCGGCCGCGCUGCGCAACGCCCGCAGGCGCACGCCCGCCGACCUCGCCCGGGACCACCGCCACCUGCGGCUGGCGGACAUGCUCGCCGAUCACAUGAAAAUCAACGAAUUCUCCAAUAUGUACUACUACUUGAAGAACAUGUCGGACAACGACAAAGACGACUGCCAAGAUGAUGUCAAACAGCAGGACGAGUUGCGUAUUUUAGAGAGUUGCGAUACAGUCGAUUCCCCCAGCCGCGAGGACGUCAAGCCGCUCGAGGGGGAAAGCUCCACCGACCCCUUCAGCGAAGCCUGCACCCAAAACUUGGAGGACACGGCCGCUGAAGCAGAGAAAUCGGAGCACGGCAAGAAACAGCGGCCAAAUCUAAAACUGCCAAAGUUCAAAGAGCAAUUCUAUCAGAACGACUUCUCGGCGCACGACGACACCGCCGGCAGGAUCCAGCAAGCGAUCGAACACGACUACCUCGUGCAACCGUCUAACAUAAAAGUAGAAGAGAGCCCCAAGUUCCGGCCGAACAAUUUAUACGCGAACAGCUCGCGUCUACUGCCGCAGCAGUCCGAAAUAUUCCUCUAUUCACCCACCGAAGAGACCAACAAGUCGUUCAACAUUGAAACGCCAACUAGUGACAUAAGCCAGAUAAAUUUGAACGGCAACGCGCGUAACAGCGGCAGCCUGAAGGCCGCGAAGGAGUCUUGUCCCCUAACCGGCCAGGAAGAGCUGGCGGAGAUCAUCAACGACUUCAAAAAUAACGUGUUCACCAUCUCCGAAGUGGAGAAACUCGUGAUGGAGUGGCGGAAUAGGAAUGAAACGCAACAGUCGCUGAAGGAGAAGCAGGAGCAGCUGAACAAAAUGCGCGAGGAGUAUGACAAGAUUCAGCAGAAGAUCAAAGAGAAAAUGAAGAGGCCGACGCCAUUCGACAGAGUCAAAAAGAUGUUCUCAAAGAGUAAGGGCAAAAAUCAUGAUAGCAACACGGGCACUAUUGAAAAGAGGAAUGGCAGCACUCGCCCAAAUAGUAGUUUGAGUGACAGUUCCUCUUCGUCCGGUCGACUCAGUACAGUUAGCGGUGGCAGCGUGGCGGAAACCAACAGCGUACAGUCCGAACUUGAUGAUAAAGCCAGAUCUAUUGUAUCCAGCACAAGCACGCUGACGAUGCACACGGCGUGUGAAGAUGGCCGUUUGGACGACUAUCUGGUGCCGCCUCCGCCGCGCCCUCUGGUCAACGCGCCCCAGUUCACCACCUUCGGCCAUCCAAAACACGACAACAGGGGCCAACACAUGGCCACGAUAGUGGAGCGCGAGGCGUCCGCAUCCAGGGAGCGUUUGGACUGCGACACGGAGGCGCGCAACGGGACCCAUUUGAGAAUGAACUUCGCCCCGCGCGACAAGGCGGGCAGGUGCGACGAGCGCGACCCCGCCCAUAUGUACAUGAACAUCUCAGCGACGCACACA